Messenger RNA from Macrobrachium nipponense, 2791 nucleotides. RefSeq names its product E3 ubiquitin-protein ligase rnf168-like. Gene Ontology annotation, molecular function: zinc ion binding; peptidyl-prolyl cis-trans isomerase activity. The transcript is spliced from 4 exons. Gene Ontology annotation, biological process: protein peptidyl-prolyl isomerization. Bases 259 to 1890 code for a protein of 543 amino acids. Lineage: Eukaryota; Metazoa; Arthropoda; Malacostraca; Decapoda; Palaemonidae. The record is from RefSeq and is a predicted model, not a curated record.
CGAGAGAGAGCGAAAGAGACGGAGUGAGUUCAAGGUUGUAGUAGCUCAGUCUUCGUCUGGGCAUCUUGGAGGGAAACGUGGUUUGGUUUCUUUAGUUCGCCCAUUUCAGCUAAUACUGUCGUGAACCCAAAUUCGACUCCUGUUGUACUAAAAUGUACUACUACGACUGCAAUCUCGUCACAUUAGCAAGAGACGGCGAAGGCACCAGAAGUGGAAUUACGUGUGAUUACUUAAUUGUUUCUCUCUAAGGAGGACGAGAUGGAUACUGAACUGACCUGCCCGGUCUGCCAGGAGAUAUACACGAAAGACUUGAGAGAGCCAGUCCUGCUUCCCGGCUGUGGACACACAUUCUGUCGGACAUGUCUCUGUAGUGUCGAGACAUCGGGCAAAGUUCUUUGUCCAACUUGCAGAAAACGUCACAUUGGUUCUCCUAUGUCCAGUCUUCCAACCAUAUAUGCCCUUCUCAGCUUGUCAGAGAAGUACAAGAAACCUCUUAAUACUGAGGCUCCAUGUCUGCAUCACGGAUCGCCCCUGGAAUUCUGGUGCCGCCGUUGCCAAGAAGCUUUGUGCGGCCACUGCCUUUUGGCUGGCCACCUACGGGAAGGCCACGUCGUUGAGAAGGGGUCCGUAUUCGUUGCUGAAAAGAAAGACGAGAUCCUCAGCAGCAUAGCUCACCUUGUAAAUGAAGUUGAAAUGAAGAAAGAACUCAUCAUCAAACAGAUGGGAGAGCUCAUCAUCCAAAUUGCCUUGAAUACUGAAGAGAGUCAGAUCCUACAUGACUCAAAAACCGAAGCGGAGAACAUUUUAAAAGACAUUCCCAACGUCAACUGCAUUGACUCGGCUUUGACGUCGCAGGUCUUGGUCAACAGUCUGCAGAUGGGCACACAAAAGAUUCCUCUGUCUCGGACCAAAAUGAGUGACAGCAGUUUCUGUGAUAAAUGUAAACCCUGUCCUGACAUGGAGACUGAAAGUCACCCCGUGAGGCUCGAAUCUUGCACGUCGGUAGAAGAAGAUGCAGAGGACAACAGGGAAGGCAUGAACACAGAACCUCAUUCACCUUUGGAAAAGGAGGCUAACGAAUCUUUCAAAUACCAGGUGAACGAAACAACGGACAAGUACUUGGGUGAAAGUAUAAACAUGGGACAUGUUGCAGGAGAAGUCAGUGAACGAAACUCUCUCGUUUGCUCCAAGAACGAAAACUUGAAUCAGUCUAACCUGAUAGCUCUAAGAACAAAGGCCCCUUGGCCUUUGCGCUGCUAUGUCGUUGGGAAUGACGGUCGAACGGGAAAGCUGAAAUGGGAAAAUGAUAAACUGCACAUGUAUAGUUUGUCAAGAACUCAAAAUGAUGCACAGUUUAUGAUUCAGUUAAGCGUCGUUGAAUGGCUGAUAUCAGCAGAAAGCCCAGAAGUGUUCCUUGAUCUGGGGUCCGACCAGCAUUACUUGGGCCGCGUUUACAUUCGCCUGUAUGGUCACUUACGACGGGCUCAGCACUUCCUCGCCCUAUGCUUGGGUUCCCUGGGUCCUUCGUACAAAUUCAGCAAGUUCCAUGGCGUCGCUAAAAGAGGGGCACCAGGAGAAACACUCGCCGGCGGCAAAUACAUCACGUCCGAGAACACCAUCAGCAUACAGGGUCUGAUCCCGGGAUUGGAGUGGGGUGGCCAUCACAUCAGUGAAAAGAGGGCGGGUCUUGUGGUUGGCGCCAGUGGGGGUAGGCCAACGGAAGACGCCUUCUUUCACAUCUGCACGAAGGAUCACAUCGGUAGGAAAUUUGCCUGCGUCUUUGGAGAGGUCGUGAGCGAAAUGCAGGUCCUCAGAGAUGCCGUCCACCACAUGCUUCAGUCCGAUGUUCAGAUCACUGAUGUGGGAGUGAUACUUUCACAGGGCAUCUGAUUUCCCGACAAUGCGCUUGUUCGUUGAUGAUGCAAGUACAAAGGACAUAAUUAUCAGAAUGGUCUUGGGCUUUUACACUCCAUGGGCGAAGCUUACAACAUCAGUGAUUAAAAGCCUGUCCAUAUCUAAGGUUGCCAACUAUUUCUUCCUAGAUGUUCAGAUCUGUUGUAAUGGAAACUAAUUAUACUCAUUAGAUCAUUCACCUUAUUCUUUAUCACCAAACUCAAGAAUUGUGAUAUCAUCUGGAUAGAACAGAAUAUAGAUUUAGGCCAAAGACCAAGCGAUGGGACCUAUGAGAUCGAUCUGCGCUGAAACGAUAAUUGCCAGUAAGAAGGUUGGAAAGGUGUAACAGGAGGAAAAUCUCGCAGCCGCAUUAUGAAACAAUUGUUAGAGGUAAUAAAUCUGACGGAAGAGAGAAUAUUGACUGAGGUAUAGUAAAAGGAAUGAAAGAGAUUGCAGCUAAGGGCCAAAGGGACGCUGCAAAGACCCUAACUAAUGCCUUACAGUGCAACAUGUGAGGUGCACUGACGGCACUACCCGCUACGGGGAGAAUUGUACUGUAAUAUAGCAUCACUGUUUAUGUAAAGGCAGUUAACAAUAGGGCACUAAUUCUUAGUACCUGCCUGAUGAAUUUAGUAAGUUUCUGUUGAAUUUUAUCAAAGGAUAUUUGUUAACCUUCGAAUGAAAUCGAUGUUUCAGGCUUUCCCAUUAUUUUGAAGAAAAAAAAAAACUUAAUCAUCUUUUCAUAAUAGAUUUGCAGACAAUGUCACUCAAUUAAAGAACUUAAUACAAACAAGAAAGGUUGACGGUCAGUUUAGCCCUUCCAUGAGAUGCAAUCCUUUGCUCAUGGAUAACUGUUAACUAUUCGAGGAUAAGAAAUAUAUGAACAAUUUGAAUAAAA